GCUCUGAAGGUUCAGACUUGGAUUCACUAAUAUCUCAGGAGACUUCAGGUUGACGAUGGAAAAACAAAUUAAAGUCAGCAGUGGUGCUGUGCGCUAUGGGGCAUCUUAUGGAGGGAACAGACUCUUCUCUGCAAACAGGGGUGUUAGGGUCGGGUUUGGAAGUGGCUUUGGAGGUGGCUAUGGAGGUGGCUAUGGAGGUGGUUUUGGAGGUGGACUUGGAGGUGGAUUUGGAGGUGUUGGGCUCUCUAGAGCAGUUGCCUAUGGUGGAGCAGGUGGCUUCAGAGGUGGCCUAGGCGCUGGUUUCAGAAGCGCUGCAUUUGGCGGUGGGGCAGGAUUUGGAGGUGGAGUAGGGGCAGGUUUUGGGUUAGGAGCAGGUGCUGCAGGUGGCAGACUUGGUGGUGCUGUAGGAGUCCUGAAAGGCCGCUUGGGUGGUAGAGGAUUCAAGAUUGGUAGCUAUGGUUUUACUCCAUCCAUUGUGUUUGGUCUCAAGUCGGGACUUGUUGGAGGACCAGGAGGUUCUGGUCCUGACAUCCCCUCAAUUGACCCAUCUCUGCCCUCCGUGGACACUGUCCAAGUCACCCGCCUGAAGGAAAAGGAGGAACUCCAGCUGCUGAACAACAAGUUUGCUACCUUCAUUGACAAGGUCCGAAGUCUGGAGCAACAAAAUACAAUUCUUAAAGCCCAGAUCUCGGUGUUCAACAGAAGUGACCCAAAUGGACCUGCUAACUCCUCAGUAGUCACAACCACUGCUGUAGCAGGUUACAAGGCACAGAUUGAGACUUUAACUCAAACCAAAACCGCAAUCCUUGCAGAAAUCGACCACUACAAGCAGAUUAUUGAAGAGGUGCAAGUAAAAUAUGAGGAGGACAGUUCAGCCACAAAGAGCCUGGAGUCAGAAUGGACUACCCUGAAAGAGGAUGUUGAUCACUUGUACUUGACCAUCUUUGACCUGCAGACAAAACUGACUGGAAUUGAGGAUCAGAUUACUCUUUCCAAACAAUUAUAUGAGGCUAAAGUCAGAGAGGUACAGACCAUUAUUACAAGUGGAACGAAGGCUGCCAUUUCCAUCUCGUUCGAUAACUACGCUCAAGCUGUAGACCUGACAACAGCCAUCUCGGAAAUGAAAGCACAAUAUGAAUCCCUGGUCGCAAAGACGAAACACGAAGCCUUUGCAGCAGCCGAGAGCAAGAUCCUUAUGGUAACUGGUUCAACGCAACACACAGUGCACGCUCUGACAUCAUUCAAGGAAGAAUACAGGCUGUUGAAGCAUCAGGUUGAGUCCAUUCAGCGUGAAAUUGAACGUGUGAAGACACUGAAUAUUCAGCUGGAAACUCAGAUCACAGAAGCAGAGAGCAGCACUGGCACUGAAACAGAUUCAUACCAAGAACAAGCUGUAUCCCUCAAGGCUCAACUAGAUGACAUCAGAAAGCAAAUUGCUCACUAUGGCCAAGAAUACCAGGAACUCUUGGCUGUCAAGAUGGGAUUAGAUGUUGAAAUAACAGCCUACAAGAAACUCAUGGACAGUGAAGAGCUAAGACUCAACACUGGAAGUGGUAUCACCGUGCAGAUGUCCAAAUCUUCUGUUGGUGGAGGAGCUGGACUUGGAGGCGGCCUGGGUGGAGGUUUUGGAGGCGGCCUGGGAGGAGGUCUAGGUGGUGGCCUGGGAGGAGGUCUAGGAGGUGGCCUGGGAGGAGGUCUUGGAGGUGGCCUUGGAGGAGGUCUAGGAGGCGGAAUAAGCCUUGGAGGAGGUGGAGGUGGAAGUGGAGGCUUUGGUUUUGGAGGAUUUGGAAGCAGUUUUGGAGGAGGUCUAGGAUAUGGAAGCCUGAAUUCCAGCUCAAUAUCAACAUCUACUGCCUAUUGAAGAGGACUAUGAGCUUAAUAUGUGCCAUGGAAGUUGGACUGAAAAUUGCGUACAAGCAUUUCAACGCAACCAGAUUUCCCAAAUGCAUCAUUUUAUCUCUGCACUUAGUCAGCUUCCCAGAAGACAAUCAAUGCUUUACAAAUCUUUUUACUCAUAUUCUUUAAUAAGGAAACUUUAAUAAGGUUUCAUUAUGUUUUUAUUCUGCUAUGUAAUCUUGCGGUGAAUUAAGAGGUUCUAUUUUUUAUUUUUUUUUUCUUCUGUUUCUAAAUACUGACCAGUUACUUUCAACAGAAUAGAAGAUAAAUUAUACAUGUAACCACAAGUCUGCCACCGAAAUCUCUAAUUACCUAACUGCAGGAAGUUUGGCUUUAAGAGAGAUUCUCGCAGAGUUAUGGACUAUUGAACAGAAAAGGGACAGCACUAUAGAUGGCAAGCUGAAUAUGUGCAAUAAUGAAAGCAGUUGACAUGAUUACUGUGAUUGACACACUGCCAAGUCCUGAAAAGGUGCAAAACACAACAUGUACUGUUUCUGUUAAAGGAGUUCAUUACAAUAUCCUACAGAGUCCUUGUAUUAAAGCGUUAUAAGAUAUAUUCUCUAAGCUGAGAAAAAGGGCUUUUUGCUAAAUUGUAAAGAAAGCUAAAUAAAAAAAAGCAUUCUUUGGUUUCCAAA
Messenger RNA from Spea bombifrons (plains spadefoot toad), 2531 nucleotides. RefSeq names its product thread biopolymer filament subunit alpha-like. NCBI's taxonomy places the organism in Eukaryota, Metazoa, Chordata, Amphibia, Anura, Pelobatidae. The coding region runs from base 56 to 1861 and encodes 601 amino acids. The transcript is spliced from 10 exons. The record is from RefSeq and is a predicted model, not a curated record.